UUUCAGAUCAUCCAGUUUUGGCAGCCGAUUGUGUUCAUUCAAGUGGUUUCCUCUCCUGACAAGAAGUUUUGUAUUCAAGUCAAAAUACAGCCAUACCAAGCCUCCUUGCUUACACAGUAAAUAUUUAUAGCUACACAUGCCAUGGGAAAUUCCAACAAAAAGCCAAAAUUGUCUACAGUUACAGGAAAUCAUGAAGCUGAGAUGUGCUAUGGAGGAGAAGCUGAUCUACACAAACUUGUUGCUGGCUGUGAGAAGAAUCCAGGUCACAAACGUUUUAUACCUCUUAAAGAUUUCAACAUAAAUUAUCUCCCCUCACGUUACCAGGACGACCUUAUGUUUGAGACAAUCUUAAUAUUGGCAGCCCUAACUGUCCAGGUAAAGACUGAAUUCACCAGUCUAGAGAGACCAGAGUUUUACCCAGACACUCAACUUCCAUAUCCAUGUUAUAAUGACAGAGGACGUCACGUGAUGAGGUUAGGGACGGGGAGGGUGUAUGGUGUGUACAAAAACACAGAGAGUGACAAAACUUGUCGUUGUGCCAAGUGUCAAGUCUCUGCCACACCCAGCAAAGUGUGGGGGCAGGUGAAUGUGUUGACAGCCACACACGUGGUGUUUGAUGACAGUGAGGCGAGACAGACCAGGUGUGUUUUAGGUUUUGAUGACAAGGAAAGUCCAGUGGUCAGUCUUGAUGGCUGGGAGGUGGGUGUGGGUGCGGCAGACAUUGAGGGAGACUGGUGUGAGUUGAGUUAUGUGACAUGUGACUUAAAGUUGGUUGAUGAACUGGACAAGAUGUUGCAGCGCUUUGUUGAUCUAUGUGGGGAAGUAAGGAACAAAUACACGAGAUUUGUUGAUGUGGACAAGUUGACCGUUAUAGUGUCACAUCCUCAUGGCUGUCCUAAACAGGUCUCUGUAGGAAAAUGGACACACGAACAUAAGAGGGAUGGCUACUUCACCAGGUACUGGUACACAACAUGUACAUGUUCUGGCUCCAGUGGAGCGUAUGUCUUCAGACUGGCAUAUGACAGAAUGUGGUAUGGCCAUCCUCACAGUGGAUGUGACUCUAAAGGAAAUUAUAGUGGGGACGUGUGUUAAUGAUGUAACUUUUAGUUCUCUCCCCUUGUCUACACAAUGUAAACAAACAAAAUGGCGGAACCUUUCCCGUCAUUAAACUGAUUGUGUUAAGCCUUGCAUGUGAUGUAAACAUUUUAUCACAUUAAAAUGAUUAAAACAAAUGUUUUGAUUGAUGUAAACCAUUUAAUCGAAUUUAUUUGCAUGUACAUUGAUGGAUUUUUUUUCCUAAUAUUUUAAAUAAUUUACUUACAACUUUUGUCGGCAAACUGUUGUCAUAAACAUGAUAGGCUGGCUAUUACCUGUAAAUUAAUUGUAACCAUUAUUCCAUAUGUCAUAUUCAUACAGUUUACAAAAUGUUCACACUAAACGACAUUAAAUGGUAAAAGAAAAUAUUCUUCUACUGUUGUUAUUUUAAUCUUUGCUGUCUGUUGAUGUUUAAGUUGUUGUUAAACAGCGCAUGUUGUGAUGUCGGCAGGCUGUCAUGUGUUGUAAGUUUACAACAAAGUCGAUUUGUUUGUGCCCAAUACACCUGUUAGACUAGUUUGAAUGAGAUAAUUAGAAAAAGGUGGGAUUUUAAUCAUUUAAAAAUAUCUGACACAUUAAAUGCUAUAUUUAGAUAUUCCGUCGCUUCUAGACCUGCUCCAAAAGAAAUAAAAAGUAAUAUGAUGCUGUCAUUGGCUGAUAUUUGUGUAAACAAUUUAAAUGACUAG
Messenger RNA from Physella acuta, 1781 nucleotides. RefSeq lists its product as uncharacterized. NCBI's taxonomy places the organism in Eukaryota, Metazoa, Mollusca, Gastropoda, Physidae. The record is from RefSeq and is a predicted model, not a curated record.